GUUUAGAUUUUGACAGAAUUAGUAUGAACGCUUUGGAAAAAUGAAUCCUCUGGAGAAAAUUCAUGUUUUAGAUGAUAUAGAAAAGGAAAUUAUCCUAUGUCUUCAAAGUGCUGGACAAGCUUUACAGGAGCUUAGCAAGGAGAAAUCAUCGCAAAAAAAUGCCGAAACACAGACUGCCCAAUUUCUUAAAUCUUUGCAAAAUGUCGAGAUGAAAUUAAGCGAGCAGAUCAACUAUUUGACACAAGUAUCUACAGGGCAACCCCAUGAAGGCUCCGGCUAUGCUUCGGCCAAAGUUCUUCAAAUGGCCUGGCAUCGCAUAUCACAUGUACGCUCAAGAGUACGGGAGUUGGAGGAAACCAAGGCAAAAUAUACACAUGCAGCUAGACAACAACAGCAACAACGCCAGCAGCAGCAUGCGGCCGCUGCCGCACUUCAGCAACAACAGCAGCAGCAACAAAUGGUUCAACAGCAAACGCUACAACAAGACCCAAACAUUGGUGGGAGUAAUGCAAAUCCAAGUGGAGGUUUAAUGUCACAGGAUGUUAAUAUGAAUCAAGGAGGAGGAAAUUAAACAGUUUUUAUAAUUUA
Messenger RNA from Stomoxys calcitrans (stable fly), 588 nucleotides. RefSeq names its product mediator of RNA polymerase II transcription subunit 11 (gene MED11). Gene Ontology annotation, molecular function: transcription coregulator activity. Gene Ontology annotation, biological process: regulation of transcription by RNA polymerase II. Gene Ontology annotation, cellular component: mediator complex. The record is from RefSeq and is a predicted model, not a curated record. The transcript has 2 exons. Lineage: Eukaryota; Metazoa; Arthropoda; Insecta; Diptera; Muscidae. Bases 41 to 571 code for a protein of 176 amino acids.